AUGCUUUUUAAGAAAACUUUAUAAUAUUUCAACAAUUAGGUUGCUCGAUGUAAAUUAGGCCAAUUACAAUAUCAAGGAAUUAUGAUGAAGGUACCUUCAGAAAUGCAAAAAGAGGAAAAUUCUGAAGAAGACAGAUUAGUAAAAGCAUUCUUCACAAAAAAUCAUGAAUAAAUAAAAGUUUAUGGUCAUUCUCAGAAAGAACUAAAUGAGAAGAGUAGUUCUCCUAGAAACUCAUGGUAUAAGGUAGUGUUGCCAUUAAAAAGUAAUCCUGAACUGAGUUUUAAAUUUAGUAGGUUUUACACAAAUCAAGUAAGAAUUGGUCGUUUAUUGGAAUUGAUGGAUUACAUAGCAUCCACAGUUUCUUACAAUUAUAUUCUGCCUAGCAGUGGUGCAACUAUAGUUACUGCAAUGGUAGAUAAUAUUAAUUUCUUUGGAAAGAUUUCUGCUGAUUAAGACCUUGAAAUAUAAGGAUACGUAACAUUUGUUGGUAACUCUUCCAUUGAAGUUUAUAUCGAUGUUAUAUAAGAAGGAGCAGUUAAAGUUUCAGCUAACUUCUUAAUGGUAGCGAGAGAUGGCAAAGAUCAUUCAAAAGCAUACAAAGUGCCGAUCUUGGAUUUGAAUGGAGAAAGUGAUAAGGAAACUGCAGAAAUGAGAUGUUAUUUGGGUAAACACAUGCAAGACAAAAGAAAAUAAUAAAAAGACAGGGGUCUUGAUAGAAAAGCGCCAAGUUAAGAAGAAAUAAAUGAACUACAUAAAUUUUUCAUGAAUCCUCCUUCAGAUAUAACUAUUGAUGAAACUCAAAUUGAAAAAACAUUGUUGAUGCACAUUUAAGAUAGAAAUCUCCAUGGAAAAGUAUUUGGAGGCUUUGUCAUGAGAGAAGCCUUCGAAUUAGGUUGGCUCAAUGCCUAUCUACAUGUCAAAGGAUAAGGAUUCCCACAAAUCAUUCAUAUUGAUGAUAUUCAAUUCCUUGCACCUGUUGAUAUUGGUAGUGCUUUACAAGUUUAGAGCAGGAUAACAGCAGUAAAGGAUCCAAUUAUGCAUGUUGAAGUUAAUUGUUAUAAAAUAGGUCCAAACUAAUAGAAGAUUAGAUCAAAUGAUCUUCAUUUGACUUUAAAUGUGCCAGGAAUUGACAUCCCUUAAGUUCAACCCAAAACAUAUAAUGAAGGUAUGCAAUGGUUAAAUGCUUGUCGUCGUAUGAAUUAUACCAUUUGA
Molecule: messenger RNA, 1212 nt
Organism: Paramecium tetraurelia
Lineage: Eukaryota; Ciliophora; Oligohymenophorea; Peniculida; Parameciidae
Exons: 1
Biological process (GO): acyl-CoA metabolic process
Molecular function (GO): fatty acyl-CoA hydrolase activity
Source: RefSeq, a predicted model, not a curated record